UACACAUGUAUGUUUUGUAAAUGCCAGAGAAUGUAUUGAUCUGAGAAUAAUCGCGCUGCAAAAGAGUUUCAGAAUCGUUAAUAUCCGAUAGGAAAUAAAGAUUCAUCGGUAACACGAACUUGAAUAUGUAUUCGAAAAACGCCGCUAAAUCCGCCAUCUCUUUUGAUUCUGCGUAUCGAUUCGCCACCGAGGAUGACAUAUUCUUCGAAAAUUUCAAGGAACAAUCUAAAUCAGGAAAUCCUCGUACACUUGUUGACAUAGCAAGGGGAAUCUCGGAGUUGAGAAAUCUUUCUGUUGUCGAAUCUUAUGAAAAAAAGAAUAACGAGUGGGCUAAGAAAUUCCUUGCCAAUGCCGAUAAUACAGAUGAAAUAGCGGAAAAAUUAUCCAACAUUAAAAAAGCUCUAUUCGCUGCUGAAAUAAUGAAUUGCGAUGACAUGAAAAUAUUUUUUAACGCCAUCAAACGUCAAAUUCAUUAUUCGUAUACCUUGCAAUAUUUUGAAAAAUGUUUGGAAGAAUGUCGAUACAUGAUGGCAAUUAUUAUGAUGAAUGAUAAAGUUGACGUAAAUUUAAUUGACGCGACGAAAUACCGGUUAUAUAAAAUAGAAUGCCUGUCGUACGAAACGAGAUGCUUGAAAAUUCUGGGAAUGUUUGAAAAAGCAAGAACAAUUGCCAGAGAGGGCAUGAAGGAGGCAAAGUAUUUAUUUCAAAAAAUGGAAGAAGAAGGAGCUGCGAUAAAUGAUGAAAAAAAAUUGGACACCCUUGGCCCGUUUCUAGACGUUUUAAAGGAGCAUAAGGAAAACGACCUUACAAAAAUUUGUGCCAUGGCAAAAAAUUCGAACGGAGCUACGAAAAUAGUUCUGCCUAAAGUUUAUGGCAAGAAAAAUGACAAAUUACAGUCCUGCUCCGACGCUGUCACUUUGUGUUUCGACAAAGUUAAGGGCAGGCACUUGGUGGCAACGAAAAAUAUCAAAACUGGUAGCGUUUUAAUUUUAGACGAACCAUUUGCUUGGAGUACCGAUGAAAAUAUGCUUGAAAAUAAUUGUCUGCAUUGUCAUCAUUCAUUAGCGUACCUGCAAGCCAGCAAAAUACCUUGCCACAAUUGUCAGACAGUCAACUUCUGCUCCGAGGAUUGCAGGAGGGAAUCAUGGCAGCAAUAUCAUCGGUGGGAAUGUACGAUCUUUGAUUACUUUUACCGGAUGAAAAAUAUACAAAGUUCUCGGUUGCUACUCGCGUAUAGGACAACCGUCUUGCUAGCCACAAAGGAAAUGAAAACGGACGAUUUUGAACUGAGUUCCGAGUUGAAAAAGUACUAUUCGAAUAGCGAUGACGAUUCAAAGAGACUCAAAAUUGGGACAGGUGACGAGUACGACCCAUUGGAUUAUUGGACGGUCUAUUCGCUGGAAACUAAUAGUAAAAAUAUUGAUCCGAGGAUGAAUUUGAUGCAUGCUAUGCAUAGUGUGAUAUUAGCAAAGUGUUUCAAAUUCGUAUCUUCGAAAGUAAUACCAAAGGUUCGUAUCGGAGAAGAAGAAGAGAGUGCUUUGGCGUGCGCGACGCUUUGUCAUUUGCAGGCGAUAAAUUCAAACGCAUAUGAAAUUGUGGAAAACGUUUCGGACGAGCGUACAAACACUUGGAGGCCGCGAACCGUCGGUGGAGCAAUUUAUACUACAGUCAGUUUAACGAAUCACAGCUGUAUUCCCAACAUAGUUCGCCACACCCAUCCCAGAGGAAAAGUGGUGGUCCGAGCGAUUCGAUUCAUCCGCAAAGGUACUGAAAUCUUGGAUUGUUACGGUCCACAUUUUUUGAGCGAUUCAAAAAGCGAGAGGAAAGCGUACCUCCGAAAAAAGUAUAAUUUCGACUGUGCUUGCGAAGCCUGCGACAAGAAUUUAUUUCCGGCAACAACGUCCGGUGAAUGGUAUAAAUGUAACAAGUGCUUUGCUGUAGCAGAGAAAUUACAAAACUGUUGCGCAAAUUGCGCUUCCAAAUUCGAUAGGAUGAAAAUUGACAGAGCUAUGAAAAAAUCAUUGAAACGUAAAGUGGUAGCUAUUCAGAAAAUGUUAGAUGGAGACCAUGCGGCUGCCUUACCGAUUUUAUUAGGCCACGCUGAAAUUGUUGACAAAAUAUUUGCAGAUUACAGUUUAGAAGCUGUUAAGACGCAGCAGGCUUUGAUACAAUGCUUGAACAGUAUGGGCUGCAUUGCCAAAUAAAAAUAUUAGCAAUUUUUACCAAACCUACAAAAGAAAACAUGCCGAAGACAUUGAUUAGAACUAGACAAUGAGUUGUGAGAAUUAGAGUAAGGCGUGUUCGGUGUUAUGGCUUAUAAUUUAUUUGUCACACUCAUCAUACUUGAAAUUUCUUUUAACAAAAGAAGAAAGAAAAGAUUCAAAAUCACCUGACAACAACAGCUAAGGGAAAAAUUCAUUUUACUGAAUAAAAUAAAAUUUGUUUCUUUUUUGUUCGUUACAUUAGACGAACGACAAGAGUAUAGCGAAGCUCUUUGCAUAUUUCGGGCAGUAUUUCAUCAAGACAUACGCCUCAAUUCAAAUAUAUUUACAAAGUAUUUUUUUCAAGAAAAUGCGGAACAAAAAAAAAGAGAAUAAAAUCAGUUCUGUAGAGUAAUCGAAAAUCACGUAAUUCACCUCCUCUCACAUAUGUACAUAAAUACAAACCGAACGGACUUCAAAGAAUGUUGAAAUCAAUCAAUGUAAUAUUCAUGAAUACCGCGUCAAAAUGCAGGCAUAUUUCAAGCAGGGUUCUUAAUUGUUAGAAUAGUUAAUGUCGCGAAGAUCGAAAAGUGGUUUUUAACACUAUAAAGAAUCUGCUGCCUCUAAAACCAGAGGACAGUACAUCGUUAAAAAAAAGUGAUGAAAAAUGGAUUAAAAAAAAAAAAAUCUGUCCCUCUAACUUGGACGUAAAAAUUCAAUUUCAGCGUAUCCGACAAUAGCCAUAAAUUCGAUUCAUCCUUUUUUUUGUCGCAGCUUCAAUUAUUCUUUUCAAAAUUUUUGAUCACUUACUCGGAUGAAUUUCUUGUUACAUGAUAAGAGAUAGCGUGUAUAAAUAAACAAUUAGCAUCGAUUAAAAAUAUUAAUUCUAAA
Molecule: messenger RNA, 3092 nt
Organism: Athalia rosae (coleseed sawfly)
Lineage: Eukaryota; Metazoa; Arthropoda; Insecta; Hymenoptera; Athaliidae
Product: SET and MYND domain-containing protein 4-like
Exons: 4
Coding region: 126-2204 (692 amino acids)
Molecular function (GO): protein binding
Source: RefSeq, a predicted model, not a curated record